GGGGACGGCGGGUUCGGGUCAUCGAGUGUCCUUCCUCUCCAACCCAGCGGCUGCGCAAAAAACCGCCCCCCUCUUCUCCGCCGUCUCCUUUCCGUUCCCCAUUUCCAACCUCCGCCGCCGCCGCACCGAGCAACUCAAACCCUCGCCGCAAGAAAGAAACAGAUCGAGAGACAAAACCCCCACCCCUCGCCUCCACCGCUCCACGCGACCCAACGCGAAGGCAUGGUGGUGUACACGCAGGAGCACGUGUACCGGCACCCGUGGGACCGCGUCACGGCGGCGGCGUGGCGCAAGUUCACCGACCCGGCGUCGCGCACGGCGCUCUCCCACGUCGCCGACGUCCACACCCUCGACCGGCGCGUCGACCCGGAGGCCGGGCGGCUCCAGGCCGCGCGCUCCAUCACGGUGCGCUCCCCGCCGCUCCCUUUCGUCAUCCGCCGCCUCCUCCCCUCGGUGGCCUCGUCCCCUUCCGGCGCGGCGCUCUGCCACUGCGUCGAGACCUCGCUCGUCGACGCGCCGCGCCGCGCCAUGGACGUCGUCGUCCGCAACGUCUCCCUCCGCGGCCUCAUCGAGGUCGAGGAGCGGUCAACCUACCGGCCACACGCGGAGCGGCCCGACGAGUGGACGCAGUUCAGGCAGGAGACCACGAUCCGGUGCCGACCGCUCGCGGCCCUCGCCGCCGUUGCCGAGAAGGUCGAGACCCGCUGCGCCGAGAGAUUCAUGCAGAACAGCGCCAAGGGGAGGGAGGUCGUCGAGCGGAUCUGUCGGUAUCUCGAAGCCGAGGCCGCCGGCGCUGCGUCCUCUGCCAUCUGACUUGGCGUGGUUUGCGCCUCCUCACUUGGUCUUCCUUGAUCUCGUCGGAUCGAAGGAUUCGCUCGAUCUGUGCUGCGUGUGCGCGGCCGGACCUCGCCUCGUGGCCAGGUUCUUCUUGCAGUUUCCCAUUUUUUUUUCCUCUUUUUGUAUGAAAUGAUGAGCUGAAUCCUGAAUGGAAUAAAGCUUAUGGACAUAAACUUAAUUUCUUCUUGACCGUGGAACCAUUUUAACCCCAAUUUAUGCCUGUUCUUGUUAAGCUAUUCUGAUCCGCUAUGACAUCGCUAGUACUAUUGCGCAAAUUUGAC
Oryza brachyantha (malo sina) is the source of this 1118-nucleotide messenger RNA. RefSeq names its product PRELI domain containing protein 3B. NCBI's taxonomy places the organism in Eukaryota, Viridiplantae, Streptophyta, Magnoliopsida, Poales, Poaceae. Gene Ontology annotation, cellular component: mitochondrial intermembrane space. The coding region runs from base 223 to 813 and encodes 196 amino acids. Gene Ontology annotation, molecular function: phosphatidic acid transfer activity. The record is from RefSeq and is a predicted model, not a curated record. The transcript has a single exon. Gene Ontology annotation, biological process: phospholipid transport.